AUGUGGAAACCGUGGGGACAAGCUUACGAAGACCUGGAAACCCAGGGUCCUCAGAAGGUCAAGAGAGAAAGACCGUUUAGAACUCUCCACACCCAUAUUCUGGCUCUGAUGCUUGCUCUGGCUAUGGCUGUGGUUGCUAUACAUUUCUACCUCAAAGCUGCGCAACUUAAUAGAGAAUUCGAGGAGGAGUUUGGACCACGGCUAAUCACCAUCGAGUCGUUAACACACGACGUUUCCAUCAAGCCGAUCCACUCGCAUAACGACGAAUGGAGAAGACAUCCGCUGCUGGAUGCGCUUCGAGCCGGAGCUAACUCAAUAGAGGCCGAUUGUUACUACCGCGAAUCCGACCCAGACACCAUUUUGGUGGGCCACAACCCGUCCUACUUGUCGCGCAAGGCCAACCUCGACGCCAUGUAUCUGGACCAUCUGUUUGAUCUGUUGAAGCAGUCGAAUGCAGGCCCGGAUAGCCGCGAUGGAAAGAACGGGAUCUUUUACACCUCGCCAGAAACCACCACGUAUUUCUACGUGGACAUCAAGAACAACCGGGAACAACUAUUGGAGGUGUUCCAACACAAGCUACAACGGUUCUUGGAUAAUGAUUUCCUCACCACAUACAAUUCCACGUCAGACACGUUCCACGAAGGUCCACUUACGAUUAUUGUCACGGGAGAUGUUCCGUACGACCAAAUCAGCUCGCAGGAGCUCGUUUACACGUUCAUUGACGCUCCGUUGAACGAGCUCGUGGACCCGGAGAAGGCCGCUCUCUACCCCGCCAACAAGAUUUCGCUUUUUGCCUCUGCUUCGCUGGGCCAGCUCACGGGCUCGCAUAAGGCCGUGAGUUUGUUCAAUGGACUGUCCUCGAGUCAGCUCGCCGACUUGGACAAGUUCAUCAAGGCUGCACAUUCGAUCAACCUUAAAACGCGGAUUUGGGACACGCCCAAGUUCACCAAGGCGAUCAAACACAAAGUCUGGAAGCAGCUGAUAGAGUUAGACUCGGACUACCUUAACGUUGACGAUCUCCGAGAAGCUAUUCAUUUUUAA
Ogataea philodendri is the source of this 1041-nucleotide messenger RNA. RefSeq lists its product as uncharacterized. The record is from RefSeq and is a predicted model, not a curated record. The coding region runs from base 1 to 1041 and encodes 346 amino acids. Gene Ontology annotation, molecular function: phosphoric diester hydrolase activity. Gene Ontology annotation, biological process: lipid metabolic process. NCBI's taxonomy places the organism in Eukaryota, Fungi, Ascomycota, Pichiomycetes, Pichiales, Pichiaceae. The transcript has a single exon.